GGUGACUAAGAACUGCUGCAGGCAGGCAAACCUCAGAGCAGUUUUUAAGAGGCUGGAAGGAGACAUAAGAGAUUUCUUCUGCUGCAUUCCAAGCCCUUGGUCUACCUUGGAGACAGGACAGCACAGAGUUGUUCUUCAGGAAGGGACUUCUGGGUCAUGGGGCCCAAGACACCCCCACAGCUCCCUGGGAAAUGGCAAGUGCUGUGCAUGUUGUCCUUGUGCUGCUGGGGCUGGGUGUCUGGGCAGCUUCGUUACUCAGUGGUGGAAGAGUCUGAGCCGGGGACGCUGGUAGGGAAUGUUGCUCAAGAUCUGGGCUUAAAGGUGACAGAUCUGUUGAGCCGCCGACUGCGGCUGGGCUCUGAGGAGAAUGGACGCUAUUUUUCCCUGAGCUUGAUGAGUGGUGCUCUAGCAGUGAAUCAAAAGAUUGACCGAGAGAACCUGUGUGGAGCCAGCACCAGCUGCCUGUUGCCAGUGCAGGUGGUGACUGAACACCCGCUGGAGCUCAUCCGUGUAGAGGUAGAGAUCCUGGAUCUCAAUGACAACUCUCCAAGCUUUGCCACUUCUGAGCGAGAGAUGCGUAUCUCAGAAUCAGCUGCACCUGGAGCACGAUUCCCACUGGAUAGUGCCCAAGAUCCGGAUGUAGGCACCAAUACUGUGAGCUUUUACACUCUAAGCCCCAGCAGCCACUUUUCUCUGAAUGUGAAGACCCUAAAAGAUGGGAAGCUCUUCCCAGAGCUGGUGCUAGAGCAGCAACUAGAUCGUGAAACUCAGGCAAGACAUCAGCUGGUGCUCACUGCUGUGGAUGGGGGUACCCCAGCUCACUCAGGGACCAGCCUCAUCUCCAUCAUUGUGCUGGACAUCAAUGAUAAUGCUCCAACCUUCCAGUCCUCAGUUCUACGUGUGGGACUUCCAGAGAAUGCACCCAAGGGGACCCUGCUGCUCCGCCUCAAUGCUACUGAUCCAGAUGAGGGCACCAAUGGCCAACUAGACUAUUCUUUUGGAGAUCAUACUUCUGAGGCAGUGCGGAAUCUCUUUGGCCUGGACCCUAGUAGUGGAGCAAUCCAUGUAUUGGGUUCAGUAGACUUUGAGGAGUCAAGUUUCUAUGAAAUUCAUGCAAGAGCCCGUGACCAGGGACAGCCAGCCAUGGAGGGUCACUGUGUCAUUCAAGUAGAUGUGGGGGACACCAAUGACAAUGCCCCUGAGGUUCUGUUGGCCUCUUUGGUCAACCCUGUCCCAGAGAGCACACCAGUGGGCACAGUAGUGGGGUUGUUUAAUGUGCGGGACCGAGACUCAGGAAGAAAUGGUGAAGUAAGUCUGGAUAUCUCUCCAGACCUCCCAUUUCAGAUCAAGCCUUCUGAGAACCACUACUCAUUGCUAACCAGCCAGCCCUUGGACCGGGAGGCCACAUCACACUAUACCAUUGAGCUACUGGCUAGCGAUGCUGGCUCACCUCCUCUGCACACACGUCUCACCAUCAGGAUCAACAUUUCAGAUGUUAAUGACAACGCACCCCAGUUCAACCAGCAGCUCUAUACUGCUUACAUCCCAGAAAAUAAGCCUCCCGGCUCCCUUCUCUGCACUGUGGCUGCCUCAGAUCCAGACACUGGAGAUAAUGCCCGUCUCACCUACUCCAUUGUAGGGAGUCAGAUUCAGGGAGCCCCAUCCUCCUCCUUUGUGUAUGUCAACCCUGAUGAUGGACGAGUCUUUGCCCAGCGAACUUUUGACUAUGAAUUGCUGCAGAUGCUGCAGAUUGUGGUGGGGGUUCGAGACUCUGGCUCUCCCCCACUGCAUGCCAACACAUCUCUACAUGUGUUUGUCCUUGACCAGAAUGAUAAUGCCCCAGCUGUGCUGCACCCAAAGCCAGGCAGGGAAUUCUCAGCCCCCCAGCGUCUCCCUCGCUCUGCUCCUCCUGGCUCCUUGGUCACCAAGGUGACAGCUGUGGAUGCUGAUGCAGGCCACAAUGCAUGGCUUUCUUAUUCCCUGUUGCCACAGUCCACAGCCCCAGGAUUGUUCCUGGUGUCUGCACAUACUGGUGAGGUGCGCACAGCUAGGUCCUUACUAGAGGAUGACCCUGAUACUCAACAGGUGGUGGUCCUCGUGAGGGACAAUGGUGACCCUUCACUUUCCUCUACAGCCACAGUGCUACUGGUUCUGGAGGAUGAAGACCCUGAGGAAAUGCCCAAAUCCAGUGAUUUCCUCACACACCCUCCUGAACGUUCAGACCUUACUCUUUACCUCAUUGUAGCUCUAGCAACCAUCAGUCUCUUAUCCUUAGUAACCUUCACCUUUAUGUCAGUUAAGUGCCUUCGGGGACAGGCAAAUGGGGAUGGUGGUGGGGGUGGGUGCUGCAGGCAUCAGGACUCACCCUCCCGGGAAUUUUAUAAGCAGUCUAGUCCCAACCUGCAGGUAAGCUCAGAUGGCACACUUAAGUACAUGGAGGUGACACUGCGGCCCACAGACUCACAGAGCCAUUGCUACAGGACGUGCUUUUCACCAGCCUCUGAUGGCAGUGACUUCACUUUCCUCAGGCCGCUCAGCGUUCAGCAACCCUCAGCUCUGGCGCUGGAGCCUGAUGCCUUUCGUUCCCACUCUAAUACGAUGCGGGAGAGGAGCCAGCAAGCCCCACCCAACACGGACUGGCGUUUCUCUCAGGCCCAGAGACCCGGCACCAGCGGCUCCCAAAAUGGUGAUGAAACUGGCACCUGGCCCAACAACCAAUUUGACACAGAGAUGCUGCAAGCCAUGAUCUUGGCCUCCGCCAGCGAAGCUGCUGAUGGGAGCUCCACCCUGGGAGGAGGCGCUGGCACCAUGGGCUUGAGUGCCCGCUAUGGACCCCAGUUCACCCUGCAGCAUGUGCCCGACUACCGCCAGAACGUCUACAUCCCUGGCAGCAAUGCCACACUCACCAAUGCACCUGGCAAGAGGGAUGGCAAGACCCCAGCAGGUGGCAAUGGAAACAAGAAGAAGUCGGGCAAGAAGGAGAAGAAGUAACGUGGAGGCCAGGCCUAGAGCCUUAUAGGACAGCCUCCUUCCCCAACCAACCCAGCUUCUCCUUACCUGUACCCAGAUCUCAGAAUUUCAGGGCUCACCCCCAGGAUACUGGUAGGGGCUAAGGCCAUGCUCCCCUUGGGAAACAGAAACAAGUGCCCAGUAAAUACCCCCUCUCUCUGCCCCCAAGGGGUUGAAUAUGCAAAGGGAGUUCUGCUGGGAACCCCCAUCCAAUCAAUUUGCUGUACCCAUGGGGGUAAUGGGGUUAGUGUAGACACCAAGAACCAUUGUCACACACCCUUUCUUACAGCUGGACUCCUCCAUCUUCCAAAUCAGUCAGGCCCAUCCAUCCCCUGCUUCCCUCCACCCUACCUCAUCCUGCUCCUACAAAGUUCCUCUCUUGAGUAAGGUGGUUGGGGUAUUGAGGUACCACAUGAUCUAAGAAGGGUCAUAGUUCUGUAGAGUUGGGAAGGCAUCAUGACCUCUUGGUCUCUCCUUCAGUUCUCAAUCUUCCCCCAAAGCAUGGUAUUGUGAGAGUCCUUUCACCUCUCUAGAUCCUAAGACCAAUGUUCAAGUUUUGGGGGUCACCAUACUGUCAGCAUCCCUGUGGUACUGAUGAUGCUUGCCAGAUUUAGGGAAGGCAUUUUGCUACCAAGCCUCUUCCCGAGGCCCUGGGGACCAGUCUUUUGUUUUGUUUUUCAUUGUUUGAUGUUCCCACUGCAUGCUGUGAUUUUUCCCCACCCCUCCUCAAACAAGAGACUCCAUUGCAUGUUCUGAGACAGUAGGGGGUGGUAAGCUAAAGAAGGGAAGUUUGUGUAUAUGGAUGGGGAGAGGAUGGACAAAGCUUAGUCCAUCAGUUUACAGGGUCUUAAAGGAGGCUCUGUAUGUCCCCAGAGUACUGGCCAGAUCUCCAAAUUCCAGCCAUAAACCAAGCACCAGGUUGGACCCUUAGGCCCCCGCAUAUAGGGUUCAGCCCGGGGCAGGCGGCUUUGGGCUGAGCUAUCAGGACCAAUGAAUUUAAAUGGGCAUUUCAGUUUAAGGAAGCUCUGAUUGGGUUUAGGAGUAGGUCCCCUGGAGAGGUCGGAGGGGCCUCUGUGGGUGCUGGGUACUCCAGAGGAGCCACUGUGGAACCCUGAUAGGAAGGGAAGCCCAGCAAGGCCAUUCUUAGUUCCUGGGUUGGGAGGCUAAGAACUACAGAGAAACCAAGUAGAUAGGCGGGGCUUUUCUACAGGGUCCCUGUACUACUCAAAACGUAGGUCCUUCAUCUUGCCAGGUGCCAUUUCUUCUCUGUGAAGGCCACUGUCCAGGCCCUCAGCCCACCCCUUAGUGGCCAGAGCCUGGUUAAAGUCCCCCAGUGCCUCCUUGAGCAAAGACCUUCCUCUGCCCACCCACUUCUGCCCCGCGGUCCGGUUCAUCCAGCCCGGCUGCAAGAGAACCCCACCCCAGCCCUUAAAAGUAGUGUAGAGCCCCCUCCCUCGGCUGGUGUAGAAUAGCCAAUAGUGUAUGUAGUGCGGUGUGCUUUUACGUGAUGGCGAGUGGGCAGCGGGCGGUGGGCUGCGCGCAGCCGUCUGUCCUUGAAUCUGCCUGCGGCGGCCCGUGCUGUGUUUUGUGCUGUGUCCACGCGCUGCGGCGACCCCCUCCCCCGUACUGACUCCUUCUAUAAGCGCUUCUCUUUCGCAUAGUCACGUAGCUCCUACCCACCCUCUUCCUGUAUCUCACGCAAGUUUUAUACUCUAAUAUUUAUAUGGCUUUUUUUCUUCGAAAAAAUAAUAAAAAGGUUUCUUCUGAAA
Molecule: messenger RNA, 4778 nt
Organism: Marmota flaviventris (yellow-bellied marmot)
Lineage: Eukaryota; Metazoa; Chordata; Mammalia; Rodentia; Sciuridae
Source: RefSeq, a predicted model, not a curated record